Pseudogymnoascus destructans is the source of this 936-nucleotide messenger RNA. RefSeq lists its product as uncharacterized. The record is from RefSeq and is a predicted model, not a curated record. The coding region runs from base 1 to 936 and encodes 311 amino acids. The transcript is spliced from 4 exons. NCBI's taxonomy places the organism in Eukaryota, Fungi, Ascomycota, Leotiomycetes, Thelebolales, Thelebolaceae.
AUGGAGCUAGGCACCUUUAUCGCAAGCCGAUGCGAGCAGCUCCAGGCGCCAAGCUACCUAAACCUGUCGCUAUCGAUUCUUAUACUCGUCGGCAUCCUUGUCUCCUAUAUCCCCCAACACUACCGUAUCAUCGCGCGAGGUACCUCUGAAGGCAUAUCGCCAUAUUUCAUCCUUCUCGGAACAACAUCGGGAACAAGUGCGUUUGCCAGUAUCCUCGUCUUGCCAGCAUCGAGAGCAGAUGUUGCAUGCUGCAAGACCAUUAGCUCGUUUGAGUGCUUCGCGGGAUUGCUCGGCAUCUUCCAGGUUGGCGUUCAGUGGUUUUGUUUUGCUAUUAUAUUACUUCUCUUCCUCAUAUUCUUCCCGGGAAACCCAGCCCUUCCACAAAGCACGGCCGUCAAGCAGCCAACUUGGCGCACCGCUCUUGGCGUCGCAUUCUUAUGUCUGGCCCAUGGCCUAUUGGUUAUAUUGGUUAGUGUGUGGUUUGGAUUCUCGCUGCCGGGUUCUAUGGGAACGUUGGCCAAUGUUUUGGGCCUCAUGGCUGCUGGGUUGGCCUGUGUGCAAUACUUUCCACAGAUUUGGACAACAUAUCAACUGGGCCAUGUAGGGAGCUUAAGCAUUCCGAUGAUGGUCAUUCAGACUCCUGGUAGCUUUGUAUGGGCAGGCAGCCUUGCAGUAAGACUCGGGACUGAGGGCUGGGGCAUUUGGGGAGUGUAUCUCGUAACCGGAUGCUUGCAAGGUUGUUUGUUGGUGAUGGGGAUAUACUUUGAACUGCAGGCAAGGAAAACAGGAACCAACUUAGAGCCAGAGACAACGACGAGUCUUCUGGCCGCCGAUAACACACUUAGCCUUCAAAAUGAAUUUUUGGAAACCGAUGACGAGGGAAAUACCGUCGUCGAGAAUGGGGGACGGACUGAAAGGACGCCGCUAUUGUCUUAA